UUCCCUAACCACCACACACUCCCUCCCUCAUCCGCAAAGUGACGCACGGUGCAGAUUUGAGACUUCGCUGCAAACAUGGCCAAGGAUAUGACUCUUUUCUGGGGCAGUGGUUCUCCUCCGUGCUGGAGGGUGAUGAUCACCCUGGAGGAGAAAAAUCUCUCCGACUACAAGAGCAAUCUUCUCUCCUUUGAGAAGAAUGAGCACAAGUCGAAGGCUGUGGUCGACCUGAAUCCCAGGGGGCAACUCCCGACCUUCAAACAUGGGGACCUUGUCAUCAGUGAGUCCUACGCUGCUUGCUUGUACUUGGAGGCAAAAUUCAAGGAGCAAGGAACCAAGCUGAUCCCAACCUGCCCGAAUGAACAAGCCUUGAUGUACCAGCGCUUGUUCGAGGUCGUCCCGCUUGGCGAUAAGCUCGGUAAUGUCAUCUAUUACGAAUGGAAGGUUCCGGAAGGUGAGAGGUUCGAGGCUGCAAAGAACAGGAACAAAGAGGCUGUGGCUGUCGAGCUCAGUCUGUGGGAGGGAUACUUGAAGAAGACUGAACCAUACCUGACAGGAAAGAACUUUUCCAUGGCUGAUGUUGUGGCUUUCCCCGCCAUUGCCUAUGCCUUCCAAAUGGGGUUGUGUCCACGUCGUUUCCCGUACCUGGCUAAAUAUCACAAUUUGCUGAAGGAGCGACCCAGCAUCAAAAAAACCUGGCCGGCUGUCUGGAAAGAGAAAAAAGACCUGUUCAAAGACAUCCAAAAUUCUAGCUAAGUUUUUUUACUGAGGUGUGAUCACAUUUAGAUGAUCCCUCUCUACACUGGAUGUCAAUCAUGACUCUUAAUGCCUUUAAAACAUGUUACUCCUGUAGUUUAAGCGGCAGCUUUGGUGCCAUGAAAGUCAAUAAAAGCUUACUUUCAAAUAAAAUAA
Molecule: messenger RNA, 909 nt
Organism: Syngnathus typhle (broad-nosed pipefish)
Lineage: Eukaryota; Metazoa; Chordata; Actinopteri; Syngnathiformes; Syngnathidae
Product: glutathione S-transferase A-like
Exons: 6
Coding region: 76-753 (225 amino acids)
Source: RefSeq, a predicted model, not a curated record